GUUCAUCAUCCUAGAGUAUAACCCAACCAUCAUCCGACAAUGCGUCUUUUCACUCCAAUUACCCUCCUUCUCGCUACUACUAUUGCUCCAGCCAUGGCUGCUGCAGUGAAUGUCGACUAUGAUCCAAGCCGCAUUUGCAACGCUGAUGAAAAAUGCCGUUAUACUACCGACUACCCGAUGGACGACUUCAAACCACCUGCCAGGGAAUGCACAUGUCCUACAGGGUCUGAGUGCACUUUUGAGAAGGAUGAUAUAUGGAAUAGCGCCAUACACAUAUACUCAUGCCAGUAGAACCUUCCACCCCCUAAGUCGGCCAUCUUAGGAUAGGUCUACAUCACAUUAACAUGAACUUCGUC
Molecule: messenger RNA, 356 nt
Organism: Aspergillus vadensis CBS 113365
Lineage: Eukaryota; Fungi; Ascomycota; Eurotiomycetes; Eurotiales; Aspergillaceae
Exons: 4
Coding region: 40-291 (83 amino acids)
Source: RefSeq, a predicted model, not a curated record